Molecule: messenger RNA, 846 nt
Organism: Balaenoptera acutorostrata (minke whale)
Lineage: Eukaryota; Metazoa; Chordata; Mammalia; Artiodactyla; Balaenopteridae
Product: N-alpha-acetyltransferase 50-like
Exons: 1
Coding region: 78-587 (169 amino acids)
Biological process (GO): mitotic sister chromatid cohesion
Cellular component (GO): NatA complex
Molecular function (GO): acyltransferase activity, transferring groups other than amino-acyl groups
Source: RefSeq, a predicted model, not a curated record
AGGGCGCGGAGAGCUCAGGGCGGCGACGACAACGGCGUUGAUAUCGGUGGUAACAACGGCCUCAGCAGGCGGGGAAGAUGAAAGGGAGCCGGAUCGAGCUGGGAGAUGUGACACCACAUGAUAUUAAACAGUUGAAGAGAUUAAACCAGGUCAUCUUUCCAGUCAGCUCCAAUGACAAGUUCUACAAGGAUGCGCUGGAGGUUGGCGAGCUAGCAAAACUUGCCUAUUUCAAUGGCAUUGCAGUACGUGCAGUAUGCUGUAGGGUGGAUCAUUCACAGAAUCAGAAGAGACUUGACAUCGUGACACUAGGAUGUCUGGCACCAUACCAAAGGCUAGGAAUAGGAACUAAAAUGUUAAAUCAUGUCUUAAACAUCUGUGAAAAAGAUGGCACUUUUGACAACAUCUAUCUACAUGUCCAGAUCAGCAAUGAGUCUGCAAUUGACUUCUACAGAAAGUUUGGCUUUGAGAUUAUUGAGACAAAGAAGAACUACUGUAAGAGGAUAGCGCCCGCUGAUGCUCACGUGCUGCAGAAAAACCUCAAAGUCCCUUCUGGCCAGAACGCAGAUGUGCAAAAGACAGACAACUGAACAAAUUACAGAUGAACUUUCUUGCACUUGCUUGUCACCAAAGAAAAGAGAGGCCCAUUGAUUCCCCCCCCCUCCUUUCUUUUAAAGCUUUCCCCCUUCCUUGUUCUUGUGUUUCCUCCUUUCAAAACUUCCUUCCCUUUCCUCUAAAAGUUUUAAACUUUCAAGGACUCAUUAAUCAUGUUUGGAUUGUUUUAGUUUUCUUAUUUUUGUGAGGUGGUUUGAUUGUAGGAAGGAGAAGGUAUCGAUCUGUUUAGUUUCA